ACUCUUGAUUGAGUAUCAAAAAUGGCUGACAACGGGGAUGGUCCAAGCAAUACAUCCUCUGGAAAAACUACAAGAAUAAAUGUGUCCGAUGGUCCAAUAACUGAUCCAGCAUCAACAAUAAAGCUAACAAAAAUAAAAAAAAAAAGCCUAGAGGCUUCAAAUAAUGCCUUUCACGGCCCGAGAACAAAAUUAGAAUCAAAAUCUGGAGCAUUAAAAAAAUCAAGUCGUUAUCGUAGUCGGUCAUUAUCAGCGAGCAGUAAUGACAGUUACAGUUCUGCGUCUUAUACAGGAAGUUCAUCCGGUGAAGACGAUGUGUCACCGCGGGAAAAAAUUCAAAAGACGGAGAAAGGGUUUACGGACUUUUGCGUCAGGAAUAUUAAUCAAUACGCAUUUGGACGACGUGAAAUUGAAAUAGCUGAGCAAGAAAUGCCUGGGAUUAUGGCAUUACGUCGACGUGCUGCUGAAGAUAGACCGCUAAAAAAUGCUAAAAUUGUCGGGUGCACUCAUAUAAAUGCACAGACAGCAGUUUUAAUAGAGACACUGGUAGAAUUAGGCGCACAAAUACGAUGGGCUGCUUGCAAUAUUUAUUCAACUCAAAAUGAAGUUGCUGCGGCUCUGGCUCAUUCUGGUUAUCCGAUAUUUGCAUGGCGCGGGGAAACGGAAGAAGAUUUUUGGUGGUGUAUCGAUAAAUGUGUUUGCGCUGAAAAUUGGCAGCCGAAUAUGAUCUUAGAUGAUGGUGGUGAUGCAACUCAUCUUAUGCUUAAAAAAUAUAAUACUAUGUUUAAAGCUAUUCAAGGAAUUGUUGAAGAAAGUGUUACGGGCGUGCAUAGAUUGUACCAGUUAUCAAAAGCCGGGAAACUUUCAGUCCCCGCAAUGAAUGUUAACGACAGUGUAACAAAAACAAAGUUUGACAAUCUUUACAGCUGUCGUGAAAGUAUUAUUGACAGUUUAAAACGUUCAACGGAUGUUAUGUUUGGCGGUAAACAAGUCGUCAUUUGUGGGUACGGAGAAGUUGGUAAAGGAUGUUGUCAAGCGCUCAAAGGCCUGGGUUGUAUUGUUUACAUCACUGAAAUUGAUCCUAUCUGCGCUUUACAAGCCAGUAUGGAUGGUUUUCGAGUAAUGAAAUUAAACGAAGUAAUCAGAAAUGUCGAUAUUGUGAUAACAGCAACUGGAAAUAAAAAUGUAGUAACACGUGAGCACAUGGAUAAGAUGAAAAACGGUUGUGUUAUUUGUAAUAUGGGUCACAGUAAUACUGAAAUUGAUGUCAAUAGUUUACGAACACCCGAUUUAACUUGGGAAAAAGUACGCUCACAAGUAGAUCAUGUGAUAUGGCCAGAUGGAAAACGUAUUGUGCUUUUAGCUCAAGGGCGUCUAGUUAAUUUAUCAUGUUCAAGCAUACCAUCAUUUGUUGUAUCAAUCACAGCUGCCACCCAAGCUUUAGCUCUCAUUGAACUGUUUAAUGCCCCAGCGGGUCGUUAUAAAAGUGACGUUUAUUUACUGCCAAAAAAAAUGGAUGAGUAUGUAGCAUCGUUACAUUUGCCCACAUUCGACGCACACUUAACAGAACUCACUGAUGAACAGGCCAAAUACAUGGGACUCAAUAAAGCUGGGCCUUUUAAACCUAAUUAUUAUCGUUACUAGUUAAAAAAGCAAGGGUGCACUCAUUAUCUGCGGCAAUCUUGUAUGAGGAUUAUUUAAAUAAGGAUUAUAAUUUAUGCAACUCUGCUUUAGUUUAAUAAAUUUAAAUAAUUAAUUAAUUAUCUGGAAAGUUAUUAAGUUAAAUACACAAGGUAUUAAGUAUACUUUCAUCUGUUAUUAAUAAAUUGAUCAGUCAAUAACGCAAUUGUUACAAGUGCCAUUAAUAUGAAAGCAUUUUUUUAAAAUUCAUUUUUUAAAAAUCCGGAUUGAUAAUUAUUUUUAUUAUUAUAAUUUAAUAAUUAAUAAUUAAUAACUAAUUUGAAUUUGAAUUUAAAAUAAUAUAUAUUGGAGACAAUUUUUUCAAAUAUUUAGGCCUCAUCAUAAUUAAUUCCUUAUAAAUUAUAAUUAAUUAUGAAUAAUUUAAAAUUCAUUUAUAUCUACUGAUAAUUAUUUUCAAAUGUGAGUGAACAAUUUCAUUGUUUUUUUUUUUAUUCAAAAUAAUUAUUUAUUAAAGUUUUUUUUUGAAUUAACGGUAAAAGCCAAUUGUAAGAUAGAAAAUUAACGAACAAAUCGAUUAAUGAUUUUUGAGUAUUAAAAAGUCGGCAACGAAAUUUUUUUAUUUUGACUGUUUUUUUUUUAAUUUAAAAAAAAUUAUUGAGUUACCAACUUGGGGAAUGCAUCAGUUGCCUACAAUUUUUUUGCCGAUUGUAUCAAAUGCCUACAAUAUUUUUUCGUACACAAUAAAUGCAUACUGAUCAGUUUCUUACUGCUCAGUUGCCUACCAAACUUUUUUGCCUACAAAAAUAAAAAGUAUGAACAUAUAAUUGAAUAUGUUUUCAAUCAUUAACAAUGUUAAUUAAUUUUUAAUCUGAUAGAAAACUUAAUGAAGUUUCCAGUUAAUAUUGCGUAAACUACCGUGGUUAUGAUAUUUUUCAGAUCAUCUGAGUUUUUUUUUUUUUUUUUAAAUGAUCGGUCUUGAACAUUCAUCAUUUCUCAUCAAUAAGUACUUGAUUUUCUUAGCAAAUAAAUCAGAAGCUUCUCUACAAUAAUCAGGUAUUUCUCUGAUGGGUACACAGUUGAAUAGUAAUCAAUUGGACAUCAUAAAAUAUUUUUUUUACUAGGCAAUAGAACAGUCAGCAAUAAAUUUUGUAUGCAAUUAGAAUAUAUAUUUUUUAUUUUUGUAGGCAAUAAAGCUUGGUAGGCAAUUGAGCAGUAAGAAACUGAGCAGUAUGUAUUUAUUAUGUACGAAAAAAUAUUGUAGGCAUUUGAUACAAUCGGCAAAAAAAUUGUAGGCAACUGAUGCCUUCCCAUCAACGUCCUUAAUAAUUUUUAAUAGAUAUUUAUUUGCUCAUACAAGCUCACAAAAGACCCAAUUAUUGACACUUUAUUAUUUAUUUUUUUUUUUGACAUGUCUAAAAAAUAUAUAUAACUUUUAUUAUAUUCCAAAAAUUCACUUAAAAGUUUUAGUUCCCGUUAUUUUGUCAUCUGGUAAUUAAUCACGGCACCGAAAAAAAGGGCUCAAAAUUUUAAUAUCUUUGGAACUUAAAGUUAAAAAAAUCGGGAAAAUUGUCUAAGAAUGCCCUCAAUAUUUACGAAAUUAUGUCUUAUGUAUUUGAUUUAGUGUAAAUUGUCAAUAAUUGCAGUAAUUUACUUAACUUAGUGAUAAAUAAAUUGAAUAAUAUUUAUUGUAAAAAUUAAUUACGUAACACCAAUAGUAUUUUUAAUUGAAAAUUUAAAAUCUGCCGUAAGAACAAACAAAUAAAUAUAAAAAAAAGUUUGAUAUGUGGUUGUGAAUACUGAAUACUGUUUCAAAAGGUUGUCGCUCACUGUUAGAUAUAUUUUGUCAUCAAUAAAAAAAAAAGAAAAAGAAAUAAAAUAAUACUGUAUUUAGAUCUGUAAUUAAAUAAUUAAAAAAAGAGAAAAUGAAACUCAGAGGGACGUGAAUAAGUCAAUAAAAUUGUUAACUGUACUGUAAAAAAUGAUUUUAAAUCAUUGACUCACUUGUUAAAUAAUUAAAAAAUAUUUUUUGAAUAAAUGAAUAAAUCAUUGGCCUAAAAAAAAAAUUAAAUAUUUAAAAUCUUAUCAAUUUUAACUGACGUUUAAAACGUCUUUAGAAUGCACAAUUUUUUGCUUAAAAAAUAAAAUAAUGAAAUCUAAUUUUUUAAACGCAGCUUAUUUGAAUUCAAUCGUUGUCUUAUUUGUCAGACGAUGUGUAAAAAAAAUAGAUAUAUAAAUGUAUCAAAAAAAUGAUUUAAAGUUAUAAAUAAAUGAUAAUUACAGUGUAAGUAUUGAUUGAAUUGUAAAAAAUAGUUUAAAUCAAAAUAUAAGUAUAAUAGUGAAAAUUAAAUAUAAGUACAUAGAUAUCUGCUACAAUUAUAUAUAAUAUAUAUAUUAAUACACAAACACAAACCUCAACGUCAUUAAUUUGAAAAAAUAAUAAUGAUAAUUUUAUUAAAUAAUGAGAAGUUGAUAAAUAUUUUUGUAACACUGCGAUUAAUAAAUAUUAGAUUUCACGUUUAAAUUUUUAAAUUAAUUUGCUAAAUGUGACGUUAAAUGUAAACAGAAAAAAUGAUUUUAUGUAGAAUCGAAUCACUGGUUUUAAACACGAUCAUUUGUGGAGAUUUGAUACUUACCCAAGUAGCUCAGGGACAACUUUAAGAUAUCAUAAAGAUGUCUUUUAAAAGGAUGACAAAUUUUUUUUUGUCUCAAAGCCAAGUUUUUUUUUAUAUAAAUAAGACGUACAGAUGUUGGUCCCAGGAGUCAUAGGAAAUUUGUGUUCUUUAUUUUGAGCCAAAAACCUCAUUUCAAUUAAAAAAUCGUUUAUAUGACAGACAAUUAUUUGUAAUUUACUUAUCGAUAGGUCGAAAAAUGAUACUGAAGUUAGCAGACGUCUGACAGUUUUUUAAUUUAUUUAAAAACGAUUAACUAUAAAAAAAAAAUAUUUUGAAAAAUUGCACCUAUGGUUAAAUUAAAUUUUCUACAUGUGUAUAUUUUUAGUUUUUUUUCUUUUGUAAUUUAUUUGUUGAAAAACAAAUCCGAAAAUUUGUAACUGUCUGUUAACUUCAGGAUUGUGUCGAAAAACAGCCUCAGAACUGUCAUCUUAUAGAUGUCACAAAGCCAAGUGUGCAACUUGGACAAUUAAUAGUAUUUUGUAUGACAAGGGAUGAAACAAAACAAUUUUAGAUCAGAGUGAAGUUGGCUGACAUCACCCGCAGUCUGAAAUGGCCUUUCAUCCUGAAUUACACACAAUAUUUUUAAGUGUGAAUGUAGCAGACGUCAGACAAAUUUAAAACUAUAAGUAAAUAGAGUAAAUAAUAAGUCCUAAAUUUUGAGUAAAUGAAUUAAUUAAUUUAAAUAAUGAAAUUGAAAAAAUGCGCGUACUGAUUUUUUAAAUAUAUGAACACGUAUUUUUUAAUUUUUAUUUUACUUGCAUUUUAUUUAUUUAUUCAAAAAUUUUAAAAUUGCUGUCUGCUACAUUCACAUAUAAUAUUUGAUGAUCCUGAAGUUAGCAGACAAUUAAAAAUUUUAGCAUUUUAUUUUGAACAAUUAAAUUUGAAGAAAAAAAGAAACUGAAAAACUGCACAUGUAGAAAAUUGAAAAGACUAUAAGUGCAAUUUUCUUAAAUAUUUUUUUUUUUUAUAAUUUAUCGUUUUUUAAAAAUUCAAAAAUUGUUAGACAUCAGCAAACUUCAGUAUCAUAAUAUUUUUCAUGAUUACCUGCAUUGAAACUUUAAGUUUCAGUGUCAGCAGCCAGUCAGAAACAAGUUAAUUUUCGACCAAUGGUGGCAUCAACUAUUAAAUUGUCAUUUGCAAUUUAUAAUCAAGCAGAAACUAUAAAUACUAUUUAUUAUUGACACUAAUUUUUAUAAAACUAAAUCACAGCCAGAACUGUCAUUUACGCAAAUAAAAUUAAUGCUCUGAAAUUACUAUUAAAAAAAUGACUAGUAUCAGAGUUUAAAUUGCAAAAGCCUUCAGUCAGCGGGUAGAAACAUCCCCAACAGCAAGACUUUCUCGUCAGAAAGUUGGUGUCAAUUAGUUGUGAUCAAGUUGACGACAACUUUCAGCUUUUGUAACUGUUGACUACAAGUUGUUGGCAACUUUCCCAGAACGUUGGUGACAAUCUACUGUCCCAACCUGUCACUAACUUUCUGAGAAAAUUAAAGGCAACUUUCUGUCAACUAACGAAUGCCAACUUUUGCCACCAACAUUCUCAGAAAGUUGUCGACCAGUUGCCGUAAAUUUAUGGAGAAGCCAAUUUUUGCAGCAACUUGGUGACAAGCUGCUGCAGUAGAUUGUCGCCAGCUUGUAAACCAGGGAUUAUUUGUUUAUUCCCAAGGGAAGAAACAAGUUUGUGUGCCCGUUGACUGGACAUUCACAAUUUACUUGUCUGCUAAUAAUCAUUCGCGGCAUUGGACUAAAAUUACCUUUUCUCGACUGCCUCUAGAGACACUGAAACUUCAAGUUUCGAUGCUGGUAUCAUGAAAUUAUUACUAAUAUAAAUGUAUAACAAAAGCAUCAGGAUCUGAUUUAAGCAUCAAAUGUUUUAUCAGAUUAUCAAAAUUGUUUGUAUCCAGAACCAGUAUUUCUACUCUACAUAAAUUAAAAGUUAAUUUUAUGAAAACAAUUCAUUCCACACCUCACGUACUUAAUAAUUAAUUAAAUACAAAAUAUUUAUAUAUAUUUUAUUGCAUAUUAACUUUGGAAUUAUUUUAUAAAAAUUUACAUUUUUAAUCCGUACUGUAUAUAUGUAAACAUUAUAAAUAAUAUAAUGUAUAUACGUUUAAUUUUUUGUCAAUAAAGCAGAUUGCCA
Messenger RNA from Microplitis mediator, 6447 nucleotides. Its product is annotated as adenosylhomocysteinase-like 1. The record is from RefSeq and is a predicted model, not a curated record. Gene Ontology annotation, biological process: L-methionine cycle. The transcript is spliced from 11 exons. Bases 22 to 1641 code for a protein of 539 amino acids. NCBI's taxonomy places the organism in Eukaryota, Metazoa, Arthropoda, Insecta, Hymenoptera, Braconidae. Gene Ontology annotation, cellular component: cytosol.